AUGUCCACCAAGAUCGGCAUCGGCGGCGUCGCCGUCGAGGUGACGGCCCAGCCGUUGACAAGCGAAGCCUUCUCCCGGUUUGGCGACGUCGUCGCCAACCCCCGUCCCCACGUCCACCCAUCCGCCCACGACGGCUCCCUGACCGCCAACGCCGUGUCCGCCAACCAGGGGACGGCCAUCCAGUACCGCGACGUCAGCAGCAUCAGGAACCUGUACGAUCAGUCGCCCAGCGGGAGGUCGUCUCCCAAGAUGAGCAUCUUCCGCUGCGCAGCCAGGGAGGACAUCGGCAUCGUCGGUAGCGGCGCAGCAGCCGCUGGCCGCUUCGCCGUCAGGGUCAUGGAGCGUCACCCCUUCACCACCCAGACCUUCACGCCCGUGGCCUCCUCGGCAUCGAGAUACCUCGUCAUCGUCGCCCCCAGCCUGACCCCCACCGGCCAGGAUGAGGGGCUCGUCGUGCCGAGUCGGGGCCACGGCCUACCCGGGAGGGGACUGCCCGACGUGCGGAACCUCGAGGCUUUCGUCGCCGAGAGCCACCAGGCUGUCACGUACGGUGCCGGUACGUGGCAUGCGCCCAUGGUCGUCCUGGGCGGGAAGGGGACGGCCCUGGACUUUGUCGUCUUCCAGUUUGCCAGCGGUGAGGCGGAAGAGGACUGUCAGCUGGUCGACUUUGAGGCCGGGCCGGAUGGUGGGAUCCAUGUCUUGAUACCCCAUGGGAAGAUUAUGGCAAACCUAUGA
Molecule: messenger RNA, 735 nt
Organism: Geosmithia morbida
Lineage: Eukaryota; Fungi; Ascomycota; Sordariomycetes; Hypocreales; Bionectriaceae
Product: ureidoglycolate lyase
Exons: 1
Coding region: 1-735 (244 amino acids)
Biological process (GO): allantoin catabolic process
Molecular function (GO): ureidoglycolate hydrolase activity; ureidoglycolate lyase activity
Source: RefSeq, a predicted model, not a curated record